CUUCUCUUCCACUUGUUUUUGAAAAACAACAUUCAUCUAAUAUGUGCAUCAUCUAGAUAAGGCAAUAACAAAAGUACCCUUGAAGAGACAAACUUCAAUCUCGAUGAUGACAAAUUUUUUCGAUUUUUUCACUGGAAAAAAUAAACACAUAGCAAUUGUGGCAACUGCAGCGCCCCUUGUCAUCUUUGGCAGCAUUUUAGCUGGAUGGGCUUUAGCAAAUCGUUCUUGCAAAACAAGAAAACCUAUGAUUAAACGUUUUUCUAGCAAGACUUUGAACCUUGCGACUCUCCACGGAGGCAAACUAGCCUACCAGAAAUUGGUUGAUUAUCAUGAUGCUCAAGUGGAUGCAGAAGCACUACGUAGAGCUGAGACAGAAUUAGAUCGUUUACUUGAAGAGGAACAACUUGAUUUUUAUAUGCUGCAGCAGCGAGCGGUGGCAAAGCUGGAAAUGAGCGGAAAAGAAGAACAUGCAGUGGCAAAAUUGGAGAAGGCAUUGGAGAAGAUGAAGGAGGAAAAUAAACAACUUGAAGCCUAUGAAACCGAUAUGUUGCUUGUGGAGAUGCUCAUCUACAAGGGAGAUUUUGAGAAGGCUAAUAAAUGCGAAUGCCUGAAACAUGAAGAGAUUUCUGAUGCACGACGUCCACUAUAUAAGGCUAUUAUUCACAUCAUGUUAGAUCGCCCCAAGGGCAAGGAAGAAGCCAAAAAAUGUUGGGAAGAUUUUAUGGAGAUUCAGAGACACUUUGAAUGGCCACCUUGUUCGAAUGAAAUCCAAGCCCACAAAGUUAUUACUGAUUUCAAUGAGUUUGAGAGGGAAGUAAAGUUGCUUAAAGAUGAUAUCGCCAAGGCACACGCAAAGAAAACACAGGCCUAGUAAUGGAUGGUAUUUGUAUUUCACCAAGUACAAAUAAAAUAACAAGGGAUCGAUGUGACUAGGGUCGGUGGAGUACUCCAUAUUUAUAUUUCACCCCAUCCCUUUUUUCUUUUCUUUUUUAAAUCUUUUGAACUUUCCUCUCUCCUCCUUGGAUAGGGUCGGUGAAUAUGAAAUUUGAAAGAUUUAUGGCAUCCAUCUUCUUUGUAAUUUGACUGGCAUUUGAACUAUUGUAGAUUUGCAAGUACUACUAUAGUAAUGAAAUACAUCCUUUUUAAUU
Molecule: messenger RNA, 1148 nt
Organism: Quercus lobata
Lineage: Eukaryota; Viridiplantae; Streptophyta; Magnoliopsida; Fagales; Fagaceae
Exons: 4
Coding region: 104-871 (255 amino acids)
Molecular function (GO): protein binding
Source: RefSeq, a predicted model, not a curated record